AUAAAUAUUAACUGAAAUAAUAAUUCUACAUAAAUGUUUAUCCAUCUAUAAUAAAGAGGAAAACAGAAAUUCAGAUAAGGAAUGUAUAAUUUAUUAGUGGUCAAAGGUCAUUUGAGAUAAUAUUAGUUUGGUUCAUAAUUAUUUUAUUAUUUAUUAUACAUUUUUAGUUUUGAUAGUACAUUCAUGUCACUAACACCUAGGCAACAGCAAUGCUCACUUAUCAAAUUCUAUUCGAAUAACUUGUGCCUUUUAAUAUUUUAUUUAAAAAAAUUAUAAUAAUACAUUGUUUUAUUUUUUAAUAAUGAUGAAAUUCAAGUUAAAGAGAAAGAUAUCCAAUGUGUCAAUAAAUAUGGCUUCUGUGUGGAAACGGCUUCAAAGAGUGAAUAAAAGAGCAACCAAAUUUCAAUUUACAUUAUCAUAUCAUCAAAUAAUAUGUGAAACUACUUCUAAAUGGACUCCUAAUAAAUUGGUUGUUGUGUUAAGUCGCAGAAGCCGUCGUUUUGUCAGUGAAGCAUUACCGUGGGAACCUACAAUGAGAGACCCACUAAGAGGAGUAGUAAUUUGGCCAGUUCCAGAAAAUAAGCAAUUGUCCAUAACAUUAUUCAAAGACCCUCGAAGUAAUGAACAUGAAGACAAAGAAUGGACUUUUGCUAUUGAAGAUGUGAGUAAUCUAGGAAAACAUAGACAAAUAGCAGUUGCUGUAUUAAAUAUGAGAAAACAUGCCAGUGUAGAUUCCACUCAAAGCCAAAUUACAUUGGUAUUCAAACCUACUUCAAAAAAAAUAACUUCAGCAUCUCUUGAAAUGACUAUAACAAGUGUAUUUUUAAGAGAAGGAAAAGCUACUGAUGAGGAUAUGAUGAGUAUGGCUAGUCUUCUUAGCACAAAUAAUAGUGAUAUUGCCCCCCUCGAAGAUUUUGAUGAAGAAGAUAUUGAAGACUCUUCAUUCAAACAAGAUAUGAACAAUGUAUCGUUUAUGACUAACAAAAUUGAACUUUUAACAAAUAGUUUAAGUGACCCUGAAAUUAUUGGUAGUUCUGUUGGAAAUAAUUCUUUUCAACAAGAAGAAGAUUUGUCAGAGAAUACAAAACAUUUCAAUUUAUCAAUCAACGAUAAUUCAAAUUCUGAAAAUAGUUCUACUUAUAAUAAUCUCUCUUACAUAAAUAAUUCUGGUUCCGGAGAAGGUAUGAAGAACACUCGAGCAUCAUUAAAACCAUUAAACUUAAAAGAUAUUCAUACUGAUAGUGGUUCUAAAGGUACUGAAACUACUACACCGGGUCAAGAUCUACUUGAAUGGUGUAAAGACAUUACUAAAGGAUACCCUGGUGUAAAAGUUACCAAUCUUACAACAUCUUGGAGAAACGGUCUUGCCUUUUGUGCUAUUAUUCAUUACUUCCGUCCAGAUAUUAUCGAAUUUGAUGCACUAAAAGCUCACGAUAUUAGAGGAAACUGUAAAGCUGCUUUUGAUGCUGGAGAACUAUUGGGUAUAUCUCGUGUUAUUGAACCUUCUGAUAUGGGCGUUCUUACAAUUCCUGAUAAGUUAGCUGUUAUGACAUAUUUAUACCAAUUAAGAGCUCAUUUUACUGGUCAUGAAUUAGAAGUUCAGCAAAUUGGGAAGACAGCUGAUGAAUCAUCAUAUAUGAUUGGCCGCUUUAAUAAUCCUGAUAGAGAUAUAUCUUUUCAAUUAUUUGAAAAAGAGAUUUUUAGAACUAAUGAUUCUAAUGAUAAAGACCAGAAUUCAUUUGGAAACAUUAAAAAUAAAAAAGAUAAUAUAACUGAUGAUCUGAACAAUGGUUAUUCCUCAAUAGCAUCUACAAAAGAUAAUAUAACAGAUAAAAUUUUAAAUGGUUCAAAAAGUAUUUUUGAUAAAGUAUUAUCUCCAUCUAAAGAAAAAUUAUCUUUUCCUAAGGCAAAAUCAUCAAAAUCAUCUCAGAUAACUAAAAGGCAACUUACUGAUCCUUUAAUGUCUAAUGAUGAUAGCAUAUCUCUAGUUUCUAGUGAAAGAAGUAAAAAGUUAACAAGAUCUCUAUCAACUAGUGAGAGCUUAAAAAGUUCAAGCUCAGGUGACAAAACUAGUGAAUCAAAGUCAUUACAAGAAACCUAUAAAAACCACAUUUCUUCUAAACAGAAUGAAGAAGAAAGACAGCAACAGUUAAGAGAUCGAGCUAAAAAAUUGAUUGCAGAGGCACGUAAAAACAUUAAUGUUUCAACCUCAUCAUCUCCAAUUACAAGUCUAAAUAAUGGAAGUGCUCGAAGUUCAGUAUCUCCAGUUUCAGACAGAUCUCAAACUAGUUUGUUCAACCUUGAUAAGUCAUUUGAAUCCAGUAAAAAUAGCAGUAAUUUAGCAUUAGACUCAAGUAGCCCUCAGAAACUGCAAUCUUUCACAUCUUUAUUGGAUGCAAGUUCUGUAUCAAAAGAUAGUUUUAAAAAUGAAAUCAAUUACAUUCAAAAUGAAAUGGAAUCUUUAGAACGUGAACAGAAACAAAUUGAUUGUCAAGCUGAUGAACUGGAAGUAGAACUACGAAGAGUUAUGAAUACAGGAAAUGAUCGAGAGCGGGAAGAAUUUCUUAUGACAGAAUGGUUUACACUUGUUAAUAAGAAAAAUGCAUUAUUGCGUCGCCAAAUGCAAUUAAACAUUUUAGAAAAAGAAGACGAUUUAGAAAGAAGAUACCAAUUACUCAUUGGAGAACUUAGAAGUAUAAUUGCUAUUGAAGACUGGCAAAAGACAGAAGAGCAAAGACGUCGUGAGAAUUUAUUGUUGGCAGAACUAGUAACUAUUGUCAACAAACGGGAUGAGUUAGUUCAUCAUUUAGAUUCUCAAGAAAGGGCAAUUGAAGAAGAUGAUAAAAUUGUGAGGGAUCUCAAUAGAUCUGGUCUGAUUCAUCAAAAUAAGAACUGUGUUGUACAGUAAUACAUAUUAUAUACGAAUAAUUAUUUAGAUAUUUUAAGCAAUACCGUCUUGAAUCUUGUAAAAAUUAUUUUAUUUUACAAUUUAAUUCUUUAAAGUCUUUAGUUUUUUUAUCUUUGAUUUUACUUAAGUGUAAGUAUUUAUUGUUUUCAUUAAGUAUAUUGUAUACUAUUGUCUAUGAAAUAACUUACAUACCUUUAUACUGUAAAUUUAUUUAUUUGAACUGCACCAAUUUUUGUUUGUUGUUUUAGAAUAGUUUUUAUGAUAUUUUUGUGACAUUUAGAAUGGUUUUUGUUUAGCAAACAUUUAUUUUGGGUAUAUUUUUGUUAAAGAACAAAUUAUGAUUGUUUAAUAUUUUUAAACAUUGAAUAUACUCAUAUGUUCUUACAUACGUUGACACUUAAUCAUAACAGUGAAUUAUACUACUACUUACAUCAAAUGAUAUAAUAUCAAUAAUAUUUUUUUUUGUUAUUGUUUAAAAAAAAUUAAUUUAGCUUAAGUUUAUUAAAAUUAUCUAGUCAGUAGUUCUAUUUGAUUUUAUUUAAAUUAUAGCCAUUUAAUGUCAUUUAGUUUUAAUAUUUAUUCAGUCAAAUUUGAUGAAUGAGGUUUGCUCAAUAAUGUAUUUUUGUUUUAUACUUAAUUACUAACAACAAUUCAUGAUAAACUGUAAUGCAACUUUUUUUUUUACAAUUACUUAUACAUAUUAUAUUAUGUUCGUUACAAU
Molecule: messenger RNA, 3629 nt
Organism: Myzus persicae (green peach aphid)
Lineage: Eukaryota; Metazoa; Arthropoda; Insecta; Hemiptera; Aphididae
Gene: Ehbp1
Product: EH domain-binding protein 1
Exons: 21
Coding region: 302-2908 (868 amino acids)
Molecular function (GO): protein binding
Source: RefSeq, a predicted model, not a curated record